Panonychus citri (citrus red mite) is the source of this 5155-nucleotide messenger RNA. Its product is annotated as serine-rich adhesin for platelets-like. NCBI's taxonomy places the organism in Eukaryota, Metazoa, Arthropoda, Arachnida, Trombidiformes, Tetranychidae. Bases 558 to 5021 code for a protein of 1487 amino acids. The record is from RefSeq and is a predicted model, not a curated record. The transcript is spliced from 3 exons.
AAGAUAAUAAGAAUGAAGAAAAACCAUCGCCCAAUCUGAAAGAGAAAAGGAAACUAAUCUUUUCCCGCUUUUUACAAUGAAGAGAAAACUUUCACUUUUCUCUUUCUUCAUCUUCCAUCUUCUCUGUCUUCAUUCUGUUGAUCAUCUUAAUCACCAACAAUUAACUGUAAAUCCGACAAAACAAAACGCUCACACAUAACACACACCAUAAUAAUCAUAAUGGUAACAAUUUACUAUCAGUUGGCCUUUUGUCUUCAAUCGUAUCACUUGUAACAAUUUAAUUUAUCUCAUUGAUUAAAAUCUAAUUGUUUAUCUGAUCAAUAAUUAACCAAAUCAUAUAAUCAAUAUUCAUAAUCACAAUCAACAAUAUUGUGACCAUCAUAUUAAUUGAAUCAAACAUUUGGACUAAAAGUUUUCUCAUCAGUUUUAAUUUUAAACGAUCAUCAGUUUUGUUAAUUGUUACAAUCAACUUAAUUGAACUGAAAAAGUUUUCAUAUUUUUACAAUCAGUUAAUUGUUAUGUUUGUUUGUUUGGUGUUUUCAUCCAAAUCAAUUUGAAUGUUUCUAUUGACCUCAGCAAUUUAUUUACUAACCAUUUCGGUGACUCUGGUUAUAUCGAGUCCCUAUCAUUUUGUAUUGGGAAACAAUAACGGUGUCAACGGAACGUCAACUUAUAACUUUGGUUAUGACACUCGAGACCAUCCGGGCGGAGGAGGAACUGGAGGUGGACUUGAUACUGGACCUAGACUGAUGAGAGAGGAGACCCGUUUACCUGAUGGCACUGUGAUCGGCCGUUAUGGUUAUACUGACCCUUUUGGUGUCUUCCGUCAGGUUAAAUAUGUUGCCGGUUCAACGGGUUAUUAUGCUUACGAAGAUGUGACCGGAGGUUCGGGAGGGUCAACAUCGUUACCUCUUUUUUUCAAAGCGACAGCUCGACAACGUGAUCUUGGUCUUGCCUCGGGUAUCGAUCUAUCAGCUAAAUUUAAUCCUCCUCUUUAUCAUCCGGAAGCUCAUCUCGCUGAAAGUCCGUCAACUUCCUCCACACCCUCACCAUCGACAACACCUUCUUCAACCUUAUCACCAUGGGAAAUAUCAUUCAAAAAACUGUUGAUUCCAAGUAAAAAUCAACAAUCAAACAGCAACAACAAUGGUGAUGAUGAUGGUCAAUUGUCUCACCAUCAUCAACACCUUCAUCACUUUCAUCCUAACCAUCAAUAUCCUUCAGCUAAUAGCCGAUUAUCAUCUUUAUCUUCAUCUUCUCCACCAACCUCAUCACCUCCUUUCCAAUUUUCAUCUUCAAGUUCAACCCGAAAACAAUCACGUCUCAUUCAUCCCUUAUCUCCGCCAUUAACAGUUAAUCAAGGCCAAAAUAACGGUCAACAAUUAACCCCAAAUAAAGACAAAGAAUCAUUCAAACAAUUAUCAUCACCAACUUCCUCUUCUGGUUAUACUGACGGUGUUAAUCCUGAUGGUCAAUCACGAUACAACCAACGACCACCUAAAUCGGCCUUUCAAUUUGAUUAUGAUCAAGCCAAUAAGAAAAAGUUAAUACCUCAACCAUCAUCAGCUGAUCUCUAUGAUGGUAACUAUAAAUCGUCAUCAACCAUCAAAAGUAAUUCAAAUGACGAUGAUGAUCUAAAGGAAUUGGAAAGUUAUAGAAUACAAAGUGACCUUAACAUUCAUCCUUCAUCUUUAUCACGAAGACGAUCGCCAACGCCAACAAUUAUAUCUUCAUCCUCAUCACCAACAACAAGAACAACCCAUCAACAAUAUAACAAGGUUUCCGUAUUACCAACAACAACAACAACAACAGAAUCACCAUCAACAGAAACAAUAUCAACUACAACAACAACUGAACCGAAAGUUUCACGAAUUGAGGUCAAUUCUGGUCGAUCUGAUAUCAGUAGGAUAGAGGAAAGUGAUAGAUUAAGAAGAUCAGAGGAAUCUUCUUCAGAAAAUUAUCCUAAUCAUGGUGAAAUUAAUCAUAAUCAUAACGAUACCAAUCUUGAAACAAUUAGCAUCUCCCGAGAGCCAGUUCUUGAAGAGUCAAUUGGUUCUGAUGAUUUGGGUGAAACUGAAAGUGUCCGAGUUACAUCAAGUAGUAGCAGUAGCAUUGUGAGUAGUAGGAGUUCAAGUGAUGUCAUUGAGAGUUUCAAUCCAGAUUCUGAAAUAAAGCCUUCAUCAUCUUCAUCUUCCUCCUCUUCAUCCUCAUCAUCAUCAUCCGCAUCCUUGACACCUUUACCCAUCGGUGAUAUUACUCGUUAUCGUAUGGCGACAAUACCUGAAGUUGAAAUAUUAUCUACUUAUGGAACCAGAUUAUCAAAUCCGAUUGAUGGUCAACCAGAAUCAAUGGGCUACUAUGAUUCAAGAUUACUACGAGGCUUAAAUUAUGAUGACUCGAGCCUUGAACCUCAACCAGUUUACAAACCAAUAAUUGCAACAACAACUUCACCAACAACCACAACAACAACAACAACCACACCGAUUGUAACAACACCAAAUAAUGAAAAUAUCGUCGAUUUGAUAAAAUCAAAUGAACCUGAUUCCAAUAAAUCAGAUUCAAUUGUUAAUCCAUUAGUUGAAUCAAUUUCUGUCGCAAUUACAUCAACCCAAUCAACAAUAGGUGAGAGUAAACUUGAUGAAAAUGAUAAAGACAAUGAAAAAAUUGAUUCAAAGUCAUUUGAUGAAUCUCCAAUUGAAUCAAUUUUAAAUCUACCCGAUCAAUCAUUACCAAUAACAAUUAAAUCAGAUGAAAUAAUUUCAACAACAAGUUUACCUGUAAUAUUGAAAUCAAGUGAAUUACCUUCAACAUUUAAUCAAUCAAACAAUUCAUAUUCAUUAUUGACCGAUCAAAGAUUAAAAGUUGCUGAUAGGAAUGUUAAAGUAACACCUAAUUUAACCCAUAAACAAGUUAUUAACAAUCGUUUAAUAACUGGUUUAACUCGAGUAUCACAAUCAGUUACUCUAUCAUUGAGGACGGAAGGGACAACCACAACAACCACACCACCACCACCUCCACCAACAUCAACAUCAACAUUACCUUCAAUAACAAUGGAAACGUCAACUGGAUUAGAUGAGAUAACAACGGAGAUUAAGGGUUUACCUGAGAUUAGCACUGAUGAUGAGCCGACAGAAUCAUCAACGCCAACACAAUCAACAACAAUAUUAUCUCCUUCCUUAUCAUCAUCUUCAUCACAAUCACCACCAACAACAACCUCAACAGCAGCAACAACAAUAAGCUCAUCAGUUGAUGAGACAACAACAGUUAAAUCUGAUAUUGAUGAUGAAAUAACGACACAAUUAAGUAGAAACAAAAAGAUUAAUGCAACUGAAUUAAGUAAUCAACCAAUUAGUUUAUCAGAAUCAACAACAACUCAGGAACCAUCGACAACAAUUAAAGAUAAUCUAUUAAUUGAAGAUCAACUAUUAAGAUUAACAUCAACCGAGGCCACUCCAUUGUCAGCUGAAUUGACGAUCAAACAAAAUCAAUCUAAUUGGUCUCAAUCAAUCAAUAAUGAUGUUAGAUUAUCAUCAACACCAACAACAACAGUGUUACCUUCAUCUUCAUCUUCAUCUUCAUCUUCAUCAGUUGAUUAUGAAAAUAUUUCCGGUGAACUGAAAAAGUUGCCAAAUGAAGCUGUUUCCAAUGGAAUUGAUAAUCAACCAGUUAAUUUGAAUCAAAGUGAUAAUCAAGGUAAUAAUAAUAAAGCUAAAGAUGAUGAAGAUAAAUGGGUUGAACGAAUUUUGUUUAAGGCAAAUUCAUCUCGAGAUGAACCUCAUCGAAUUGAAACUCGACUUGAGAUUCCCAAUGAUUCAAACAAACCGAUGAAGAAAAUUGUCAAAAUUUGGUAUAAAAGAGGAAGAUUUUUCGUAUCCGAUGGAUCGUCAUCUUCAUCAUCCAAACAAUUAGAUGGAAAUAACGUUAAAAAUGAUGAGAUAAAUUCCAACAAUAAAGAGAAAUUACCUCGAACUAAAAUAAUUCGUAUUCCAAGAGGCCAUAGACCCGAAAGAAUCGGCUAUCGUAAAGGUGUUUUCCUCAAUAAGAUCCCGUUCACAACAACAUCUAAUCCAAUUACGAUCCAAGAUUCAACAACGACCAUUUCAUCAACGUACUCGACAUCAACCCAAUCAACACCAUCACCAUCAUCAUCAACAACAUCAACAACAACUCCUGUGUCAACAUCAUCAAAUAAUAUAUCAUCAACACUAAUUACAACAUCAACCGACAAAACCUUAUCAGAAUCACCUACACAAUCAAUUAUGACAACAGAAACAUUGUCAACCUCACCCACAACAAUUAACAUGCCAUCAACCACACCAGCAACAAUAUUACCUGAUGAAACUGAAUCAGAUAAAAUAAUUACAUCAACAUCGCCACCAACGACAACAAUCAAUUUAACAACGACUAUUAAUCCGAUUAACACAAUCAACUCCGAAACCGCAUCAACAACAACGACAACGACAACAUCAACAUCUUCAUCUUCAUCUUCAUCUCCAUCAACAAUUAUGACAGUUAAAGAGACCACAGAAACACCGGAAGACUUGACAACAACAUUAUCAUCAAUUAAAUCAACCAUAACUUCAUUACCAUCUUCAUCUUCAUCUUUAUCAUCAAUUUCAUCCUCAACAUCAACCGUUAUACCAACAAGUGAUCAGAAUACAAUGAUUAAACCCUCAUCUCUUUAUGUCCCUCCAAUUGCAAGUUUAUUAAGAUCAUUAGUUAAUAAUCAAGCCUUAAUCAACCCUAAAUUACACUCACAAUUUGGUCUAUCAUCACCAUCAUUGUCAACAAUUAAAAUAAACUCAAAAGAUUUAUCAUCAUCAUCAUCAUCAGCAGCAAUUAACAAUAAUCUUUAUGUUCCUCCAAUACCUUUCAUUAAUUCAGAAAAUGAAUUUGAAUCUAAAUCCAAUAUCAAACCGUUAAUUUCAGUUAAUCACAAUUCACCAAUUAUCCAAUCAAUUGGUGUAAUUAACAAUGAAAGACAAUCACCUUAUCAUUUACCACUUACCUAUUUUCAUUGAUAACAAUUAAGAGAAAGUUGAUCAUUUUUUUUGUUCCUCUUGUUGUCAUGUAACAAUUAAUAAAUUGUUACAAUUUGUAUUUGUAUUUGCUUUUUGUUCAUCACAAUUAUCACCUUAAUAUAUAAAUUGUUAUA